This is a messenger RNA of Symbiodinium sp. CCMP2592, 306 nucleotides long. The record is from the annotation of a GenBank genome assembly. Lineage: Eukaryota; Dinophyceae; Suessiales; Symbiodiniaceae.
AUGGCAACGCCAGUUCCGGGCCAGUCGGUCGAUCUCGGUGUCUACGACCGUUUCCAUGUCCAUGCGCAGAUGGAACACUUGCAGACGAAGUACCAUGGUACUGGAGGCGCCGACACUUCGAAGUGGGAAUGGGCGACGAACAUCCACAGAGAUACGAUGGCCUCGCACGUGGGCCACUACACGCGUCUAGCAUACUUCGCCCUCUGUGAGAACGAGCCGGUGGCCCGGGUGCGCUUCAACUGCCUUCAGGCCAUGAUCCAGCCUUGUGGAAAGCCUCCUCUGAAGGCAGAUGACAUGGAGGACUAG